GGCCGCUCCGUGCCCAUCAUCAUUUGCAUCUGUAAUCGACUUUGCUGCGCGUCGAUUCAUCAUCAUCCUCCAUCUUCAUCAUCAGCGAAUCGGUCCCCCGAGAUUAGCAUGCUAGAAACCCGACGACAAUAGAGCGCACACGGUAAACUCUCUAGCACCCGACCUCCUCACCACUACCACCCUCUCUCGACCCCAUCUUCAUUUGAACUCGGCGCAUUCUCCUCUGCGAAAAGCGACUCUCAACAUCACCAGCACAAUGUCUCGUCCCAACAAUGAGGAGCCCGUCCCUCUCCUCUCCUCCGAGGAGAGAGAUCUCGAGACCAAGGGCGAACUCGACCUCGAGAGCCAUGCCGGCCGCGCCGAGCCCCCCAAGAACCAGAACCUCGAGCACGAGUACUCGAUCCCCAGCACAGUCAAGUUUGCUUGGCUCGGCACCUACUUCUUCUUCUCGCUUCUCCUGACUCUGUACAACAAGCUGGUCCUGGGAAUGUUCCACUUCCCUUGGCUUCUGACCUUCCUCCACGCUUCUUUCGCCAGCGCUGGUACCUAUGUCAUGAUGCAGUUGGGCUACUUCAAGCUGUCGCGACUGGGUCGCCGUGAGAACCUCGCCCUGGUCGCCUUCAGUGCCCUUUUCACCGCCAACAUUGCCGUCUCCAACCUGUCUCUGGCCAUGGUUUCCGUUCCCUUCUACCAGACCAUGCGCAUGCUGUGCCCGAUCUUCACCAUCCUCAUCUACCGCGUCUACUACGGCCGCACCUACAGCAGCAUGACCUACCUCUCUCUGCUGCCUCUCAUCAUUGGUGCCGCCAUGACCACUCUGGGUGAGAUGAGCUUCACUGAUGCUGGUUUCCUCCUCACCAUCCUCGGUGUUGUUCUUGCUGCUCUCAAAACCGUCGUCACCAACCGAUUCAUGACUGGCUCCCUCGCCCUGCCUCCCAUCGAGUUCCUUCUCCGCAUGUCUCCUCUCGCUGCUCUCCAGGCUCUGGCUUGCGCCACCGCGACCGGUGAGGUUAGCGGCUUCCACAAGCUCAUCACCUCGGGCGACGUCUCUCUCCCUCCCGCCUUCGCCUCGCUCUUCGGAAACGGUUUCCUCGCUCUGCUGCUCAACAUCUCUUCUUUCAACACCAACAAGCUUGCUGGUGCCCUCACCAUGACUGUUUGCGGUAACCUCAAGCAGUGCUUGACCGUUGCCCUCGGCAUUGUAAUCUUCGAUGUGACCAUCGACCUGCUUAACGGAGCUGGUAUGGCUGUCACUAUGCUUGGUGCUGCCAUCUACAGCAAAGCCGAGCUCGAUAACAAGAACCGAAAGAGCCAGCAGGCUGCUGCCGCUGCCGCCGCCGCCUACAAGCCCGUCGACCAGCAGGUCCGGUAGAACAGACUUGUGUUGGAAAUCAAUACCCCCCGCUUUUUAAUACAUGACCUUUUUUAUAGAUGAUCGGGUAAGGGGGCCAGCGAAGACAAAGGAAAGGGGAAGCACUUCUUUUGGCGUCUUGCUAUGCUUGCUUUCAUUUUGGGAUUCUCAUUGGGUGCGUCGGGCACGGGAUGGAUCUCUCUCUGGUAAAGCAUUCUUCUCCUCGCCUGUUGUAAACUUUUUUGAUAUACGGUGGUCCUCCACGGGCUGUUUUUUUUCGCUCAGCAGAGCAAAAUGGGGUCAAAGAGAUUGGGAUGUUUUUUCUUUACUGUUGUCAUGAUCAUGGGCUAUGGCUUCUUUUUUCCAGAAACACGCAGGGCCAAAGAUGUCCUGUGGCUUUCUUGUACAACUUCGGUUGUUGUUUCUUCUUUUUUCUUGGAUAGGGUCUGCUUUCCUGAGUAAAAAUAGACACUCUACAUU
Molecule: messenger RNA, 1831 nt
Organism: Fusarium vanettenii 77-13-4
Lineage: Eukaryota; Fungi; Ascomycota; Sordariomycetes; Hypocreales; Nectriaceae
Exons: 3
Coding region: 257-1372 (371 amino acids)
Cellular component (GO): Golgi apparatus
Molecular function (GO): antiporter activity
Source: RefSeq, a predicted model, not a curated record